Molecule: messenger RNA, 730 nt
Organism: Linum trigynum
Lineage: Eukaryota; Viridiplantae; Streptophyta; Magnoliopsida; Malpighiales; Linaceae
Source: the annotation of a GenBank genome assembly
CUGGAUAUGCUUCUUCAGGUGGGUGGAGAAGCCGAUGAUCUUGUUGCGGAGGCGCUUGGACCCUUUUUUGCCGCCGACGAGAGAGGGAGGAGAAGAGAGCUUACCCUAACUGUGAAUUUUAGGCCGCCGGUUGGGAGAGUGAAGAGGAAACUGCUGCUGGGAAGAAGUCAAGACAUUUGAAUUUGGGUCCGGAUCUGGUGCAGAAGGAAGAAGUUUGGGAAGAUGGGUUUUGGCGGCGAAAUCGUGUUUCUUUUCUGCGGAAUGAGUUUCUGCUCUAUGGGUUUCAAGGAAUCAAGUUUUGGCGGUGGUGGGUGGUUGAGAAGACGAUGCGAUCCCCUCUGUUUUGCGGUGGCGGGCACGAUUAGGGUGGCGGUGGAGAAGUCGAAAGGAAUGGAUAAAUCACGGAGCUUCGCGAUAAUGGCAGCGUCGGAAGAGAUUGUUGGAGUUGGCGACCUUGACUCCUCAGCUGCUGGUGACUCCGUGACCUCCUCCCUAGAUCCAAGGAAAACUUCCCCGGUGGCGAGAUCUGGAUGGUCGACGUCCACGGAUCGACGACCUUCUUCAGCUCUGGACCACCACCGUCACCGCUCUUCUCCUUCUCCGAUGGGUCGUUGAAAAUGCAUUUUCUUGUUUGUUGGGCUAAGGGGAAUGAGCUAUUGGGUGUCGCCGUCGAUUUGGAGUGAUGGUGGAGGGGUUUUACUAAGAAGUGGAACAAAAUACUCUGGGUCUC